AUGCGAUCCACGUGUCUGCUGAUCUUCUUGGCCCUCCUCGUCGUCUCGUCAUCGGCCAUGCCUUUCUAUACGUCGUUAAUAGAUGAUAACGGCGAAGACGUAAGAAUUCGUCAAUUUCCACAACAGGACGUUCUGGAAAAUAUGGUCAACGAGUUGAUGCGCGUUCAAAGUGUCGAUCAGAUGAACAAUAAUCAACUAGAGUAUGCAUUCUACCGUCACGGUGUACAACGCUUAAUGUCACUCUGCGUACAGCUGUCGUCCUCGCCUUUAUGUAUGCCAUCGGGCGAGCGCUUUCUCUUUGCCCGCGUGGCUCAGUCGGUAGCGGCGCCGCACCCUCAAUCAUCGCCCUCACAAGUUCAACUCCUCGAGGGGCAUCUUUGA
Caenorhabditis briggsae is the source of this 381-nucleotide messenger RNA. The transcript has 3 exons. NCBI's taxonomy places the organism in Eukaryota, Metazoa, Nematoda, Chromadorea, Rhabditida, Rhabditidae. The record is from RefSeq and is a predicted model, not a curated record. Bases 1 to 381 code for a protein of 126 amino acids.